AUGGAGAACCAUUUUCCAAACUGGGACUAUCAUACUAGUUCCAUCAUUGAAGGUCGUAUCUUCGUAAUGUGGAGAAGAUUGUUUGUUAAAACCAUUAUUUUAGAGGAAUCCUCUCAAGCAAUUCAUUGUCAGGUGAAGAUGUUGGGUUUGCAGCAGGAAUUUGGGGUCACAUUUGUUUAUGGUCUUAAUUCGAUUGAGGGCAAGGACAGAGUUGGAGGCAAGGCUGUUUCAGACUCAGAGUUACAUGACUCUUUAAAAUGGUUGGCAGGUGCUCAGAUUGAACCUCUUCGGGGUAUUGGCUCCUAUUACACGUGGUCUAAUAACCAAGAGGGUGCCACUAGGAUAUAUUCAAAAAUUGACCAUGUUUUGAGCAAUGAAAAAUGGCUAGAUUUGUUCUCUAAAUCUACAGCAAUUUAUAGAUGGGAAGGCAUAUCUGAUCACUGUUCUUGUCUGGUUUGUUUUCAAAAUUCUGAGCAGUUGGGAUCCAAACUUUUUCGCUAUUAUAACUACUGGGCAGAGCACAAGGAUUUCAAUGAGUUUGUGGUUAAUAGCUGGAGAGGCCCAAUUACAGCUUAUGGUAUGAAUGCCAUUUUUCUUAAGCUGCUGAGGCUUAAGCACUGUCUUAAAAGUUUUAAUAUGGACCGAAUAGGAGAUUUACAAGAAAAUUAUCAUAAGGCCAAGGAUGCUUAUCAAGAUGCUCAGCUGCAAGCUCAAGCUCACCCCCUUGAUUCAUACUAUCAAGAGGCUGAGAGGACUGCCGCAUGGGAGUAUUCUGUUCAGGAGAGUCCUAGUUCAGCUUCAGGCAGGGUUAAUUUGCAGCAUAUUGACUUAGGUCCGAAGCUUUCAGUUGAGCAGCAAGCUUCGCUUUUGAGACCUUUCUCUAAGAAGGAAAUUCGGGAGGCUUUAUUUAGUAUUCCUAAUACUAAAUCCUCAGGUCCUGAUGGGUAUGGUUCCGGCUUCUUUAAAGCUGUUUGGAGUAAGAUAGGAGAAGAGAUUUGCUCGACUAUCUCUUACUGUUUUGAAUCUGGCAAUUUUCCUUCUAAGCUUCAUGAAACAACCAUUUCUUUGAUUCCUAAGAUUGCUAAUCCUUCUUGGGCUGUCGACUAUAGGCCAAUAGCUUGCUGUUCCACACUGUAUAAAUGCAUGGCUAAGUUGAUUUGUAAAAGGUUGGCUGCUGUUAUUCCCGUUAUUGUUAAUUCCAAUCAAGGAGCUUUCAUUCAAGGUCGAUCUAUUGCUCACAAUAUCAUGAUCUGUCAAGAUCUUAUUAAAAAUUAUGGGAGAGUUUCUACUUCUUCGAGAUGCGCUAUUAAGAUAGAUUUGAGCAAAGCUUACGAUACCAUAGACUGGCUGUUUCUUGAAGGCUUGCUGAAAGCUUUAAAGUUCCCCAUGAAGUUUAUAGGCUGGGUUAUGUCUUGUGUUAGGAAUACCACCUAUUUUCUAGUGAUGAAUGGUCGAGUUCAAGGCAAGUUUAAGGGGGGGAAGGGGCUGAGACAAGGUGAUCCUAUGUCACCUCUUUUAUUUGUUCUCAUCAUGGAGUAUUUGACUAGAAGUCUUCAAUAUGCAGCACUUAAUUCCCUUUUUCGUUUUCAUCUGAUGUGCAAGAGUUUAAAGCUCAUUAAUUUGUGUUUUGCGGAUGACUUGCUAAUUUUUUGCAAGGGAACUCUCCCAGCUGUUAGAAGUGUUAAGAGGGUGCUUGAUGAUUUUUCCGUUGCUUCUGGUUUGAUCAUUAAUUAUGGUAAAUCUCAUAUUUUUUUCGGAGGAGUCUCUAUGGCGGAUAGAAAUAGAAUUUCUCAAGAUAUUAACCUUGCAGUGGGUUCAUUUCCCCUAAGAUAUCUAGAGGUUCCAAUGAGGCCUUCUAAAUGGAAACAUACAGACUGUGAGGUGUUCAUUCAGAAAUUUAGAUUGAAGAUUCAGAACUGGGCUAGUAGACACCUCUCCUUUGCUGGCCAGAUUCAACUUAUUAACUCUGUUCUUCUCGGGCUUCGUAACUAUUGGAUGUCUAUCUUUGUUUUGCCCCAAAGUGUAGUCAAGGAAGUUGAAAGACUUUGUAGAGGGUUCCUUUGGGGAUUUUCUCGGCAGAGGAGUAAAUUGCAUAUCCCUUCUUGGCAAAAAGUUUGCCUUCCAAAAGCUUAUGGUGGCUUGGGGUUUAGAGAUGGUUCCUUGUGGAACCGGUCUGUGCUGGCUAAGUAUGUUUGGGCCUUAUCUUUCAAGCAUAACUUAUUAUGGGUUAAAUGGAUUAACUCCAUUUAUCUGAAAGAUAAGAGCUUUUGGAACUAUGAUUUAAAGGGGGACUGUAGCUGGUAUUGGCGGAAAUUGUGUCAUCUGAAAAAGUACUUCAGUUAUGCUGCCAUUUCAGCUGCUGAUAUGAAGGGAAAGUUCCUGUCUUCGAAGUUGUAUAAUAGCCUCCUGACUCAGCAAAAGGAUGAGUAUUUUCGGACUGUUUGGAGCAGAUUAAUCCUUCCUAAACACAGGUUUAUGCUGUGGCAAGUGAUUAAUUCUCAGUUACUAACAAGGGAUAACCUUAACAGACUGCAUAUCCCUUUGAUCUCUCUGAUGUGUCCGCUUGGCCUUUGGAUUUUAAGGGCUGGCUGGUUUGGCUUACUAGAGAUAAGAGAGGACUUAGUCAUAUCUCGUCUAUUAACGUCCUUCCUCAUUGGUGGAGGUCUUCUGUAUGGUACAACCGUCUGUGUAGCAUUGAAAACAUCUGGACGUGGUUCCAACAAGAUGGAGUAA
This is a messenger RNA of Humulus lupulus (European hop), 2733 nucleotides long. RefSeq lists its product as uncharacterized. NCBI's taxonomy places the organism in Eukaryota, Viridiplantae, Streptophyta, Magnoliopsida, Rosales, Cannabaceae. Bases 1 to 2733 code for a protein of 910 amino acids. The transcript is spliced from 5 exons. The record is from RefSeq and is a predicted model, not a curated record.